CACGGCGAUCAGUUUUCUUGUAAUAUUAUUGUUAUUUGUUAGGACCGUCCACUAUCUAUGUUAUACAUUAAUUAUACGACUGCAUAAUAAUAAGUUAUAUUUAUAAUUAAUAUCGUACGUUCAUACUGCACUUAAUACAUGUGUGUGCUGUGUUUACAGCUUAUGAAUUGUGAUCAUCAAUGUUCAACGAUGACUGGAAUGCUGAAUAGCCGCAAAUCUUACCAAUUAUCAAAAACAUUGGACAGUACGGCGACGACAGUGGCGCGGCUCAGCGUCGUCGGAUAGACAAUCGCAGAGCGGUGAGAUGAUUUCCACUUGCGUUUAGUCGAAGGAACCGUCGAAAGCAGUACCUACGACCGAUAUGGAUUCGUUCUUAGACCUAUUCGACCCGGGCACAAGUCCUCCGACCAAUUGCGACGUAUGGCCAGAAGAUGACGACGACGCUACCCGUCUGCCACCCGAACCGCAGAUGGGCAACGUCGAGUACAAGCUCAAACUGACCAGUCCGUCGAAAUUGCGCUUUGAACAUCUAGUCACACAGUUAAAAUGGAGGCUAAGAGAGGGGCACGGUGAAGCUAUUUAUGAGAUCGGUGUCGAAGAUACAGGAAAGCUGACAGGAUUAUCUUCUGAUGACAUGAAGUCCAGUUUGAUCACUCUGGAUCAAAUGGCCCUCAAACUUGGUGCCACUACAUCAGUAUUACGAGAAAGAUCUGUUGGAAAGGACAAAAUAGUUGCAGAAGUUUUAGUUCGAAAGGUUCCAGAUGACCAAGAAUGUAUUGAAGUUAUGGUUGCUGUAUUAGGAGGUGCAGAUGCUGGUAAGUCAACUCUUCUUGGUGUCUUAGCACAUGGCGAAUUCGAUAACGGCCGUGGUAGUGCACGGUUAAAUGUUUUAAGACAUUUACAUGAACUUAGAUCUGGACGAACUUCUUCUAUAUCUCAUGAAAUUCUCGGUUUUGAUACUGAGGGCGAUGUUAUUAAUUAUCAAAAGGCACGUACUGCAGAAGAGAUUAGAGAUCGUUCAUCCAAGUUGAUCACAUUCCUUGAUUUGGCUGGACAUAAAAAAUAUCUGAAAACUACCGUAGCUGGUUUAAGCGGUUAUUGUCCUAAUCAUGUUAUGUUGGUUGUAAGCAGUCCAGCUGUAAAUGUUUCUAGUCCUACUCAGUUAGACAUGACCAAAGAGCAUAUGGAUUUAGCAUUAGCACUUAGGCUCCCAUUUUGCAUUGUUGUUACAAAGACUGACAUUACUCCUGCAGACAAUACUAUCAAUUGGUUAGAGUCUGUAUUGAAAUCAAUUGGAUGUCGAAAAGUUCCUCUUGUUAUUAAAUCUGACGAUGAUGUCAUUACAGCAAGUUCAGCACAGCCAGCACAAAAUGUUGUACCUAUAUUUACCAUAUCCAGUGUUACUGGUGAAAAUCUAGAUUUACUUACUAGAUUUUUAUACGUUUUACCACCAAGUAUAAGUAUAAAAGAAAAAGAAAGAUUGGAACAGGAAUGUUGUCAGUUUCAAAUAGAUGAGAUUUUUAAAGUGCCAGAUAUUGGUACAAUUGUUGGUGGUGUACUUACACAAGGUGUCGUCAAUGUAGCUACAGAAUUAGUCAUAGGUCCUCUUGAUAAUGGAACAUUUGUUCCAGUUACUGUACAGUCUAUACACAGAAAUAAAGCUCCAUGUCGUGUAGUAAAAGCAACCCAGAGUGCAUCAUUAAAUUUAGAAAAAGCUAUUCCAGGCUUGAGAAAUGGUAUGGUGCUAUUGGGAUUAGGCGUGAAUCAUAGUGCCUGUAUAUUCUUUCAGGCUAGGAUUGUGGUACUUUAUCACGCAACAUCUAUACAUAAUGGAUUUCAAACCACUGUACAUAUUGGGAAUAUUAGACAAACUGCUGCUAUUGUUGCAAUCAUGGAGUGUGACAAACGAGGCAUGCACACAAACGACUCUGCAUCAGUAAUAUUUAAGUUUGCACGUCAUCCAGAAUAUGUAACAGAAGGCAUGAGGUUAUUAUUCAGAGAAGGGCAGACUAAAGGAAUUGGAAUUGUUACACAAGUGUUUGCUUUACAAGUAGUGGCAGGAUAAAUAUUAUGUUUGUAUGUAACUGACAGUUGAUAUUUACACAGAUGAAUAUACUAAAUAGAAUACUAUAAACUAAACUUUUACAAAAUUAAUCUUUUAAAAUCAUGUGUUGUGUACAAUAUAUUUUACUUAAUAAUAUAAUGCUUAAUAAUUUUAUCUAUAGUAACAACAGUAUAUUUUAAAUAUUUAAAGCAACCAUUUAUAUUAUACAACUGUAAAAUAUAACAAUCUUUUUUUAUUAAUUUUGUAUUUAAGAUGACCAUUCUUCAUCAUCAUAUUGGUGUAUCUUCUUGUAAUUUUUAUGUUUUAUGGUCAAAGAAAACCUUAAUAGCAUCUUGUUGAAAAAAAAUGAAUUAAAAAUGAAUAAAUGAUUCAUUAGAAAACAUUUUUUUUUUUAAAUUUAUUACUGUUGUAUUUAAUAUUAUCAAUUAUCAUUUUAUGAAAAGUUAAAUUCAAAAUUGUUUUUAAUUUUGUACAGUCUUAUCUUUUACAAAUUUAUCAUUUAAGUAAAUUGAAAUAUCAGUUGAGUAUUGUAGAUAAACUAAAUAUUGCUUAGAAAUAUGAUUUAGCAUAUCAAGAUUUGAAUUCACUAUUUUUAUCAUGUAUAAUGGCAAUAUUACCAUUUUUAUGAAUCCCUACGAUGACAAGUAUAUAUUAUAAAAAAAGUUCUUACAUUUAUUACUUGAACAUGUAGAAAUAACAAAUAUAUCAAUAAUUUUUUUGUUAAUGAUAAGAUAAUAUAAUGACUAAAAACUACCAUUUAUUAAUAAUUUAAAUGUUAAAUAUAAUAUAUUUAUGUACUAUAAAAUAUUAACACAAUAAUAUAUUUUUAAAGCAAAUAAUAUAGCUUAAAUGUUAGAUUUAUCUUUUAAUGUAUAAAUUACUUAAAAAUUCAAGAAUUUUAUAAUUAAUUUAUUAGAAUGUAUAUUUUAUAUUUAAUUAUUAUUUUAUUAAAUGUAUAGUGUAGAUAUAAUUUUCUUAUUAGUUAGAACACUCAUUUAUUUUAGUUAUGAAGGGUAAACCUGAGAAAAAGGAAUGAAGUACAAAAAGUUAUUUUAACUUAUAAUAUAAGGAUUUAUAUUUUGUAGUUAAGUUGUAAAAUGGUGUGACUGAAUUGUAUAUUUUAAUUUAAAGUAUAUUCAGACACUAAACUAUUUUAAUAGGAAAUUAUUCUAUAAGCAAAGUAGAUAUUACUAUUUUAAGUUGUUUUUUUUUUUUUUUAGUUUAAAUGUAAUAAUGUUUUUACCUGUGUUCAAUGUAGCAAUUAAUACAGCUUAGAAAAUAAUAUUAAAUACAUCAUUUAUCAUUACUUAUGCUAUAGUUUUUAUUUCUUUUUUUUUUUUUAGUUAUAAAAACUAUACUAAUUAUUUUAUUUUUCUCAUUAUUUAAUUCAUAAAAUAAAAUUGUUGCUUCAGAUAUUCA
Messenger RNA from Aphis gossypii (cotton aphid), 3484 nucleotides. Its product is annotated as GTP-binding protein 2. The coding region runs from base 362 to 2065 and encodes 567 amino acids. NCBI's taxonomy places the organism in Eukaryota, Metazoa, Arthropoda, Insecta, Hemiptera, Aphididae. Gene Ontology annotation, biological process: translational elongation. Gene Ontology annotation, molecular function: GTPase activity; translation elongation factor activity; GTP binding. The record is from RefSeq and is a predicted model, not a curated record. The transcript has 10 exons.